AUGAGAGCCAAUCCUGAUAUCUCGCCCGCUUACCAACACGUCGUCGUUCGCGGCCUUCCCUAUGAUCGAGGCUAUCAACAUGGCCAGCAGGCUAUGAGUAAAGUCAAGGCAAAUGUGGAAUACUACAAAAGACCGGGCAAGCUGGCUGAACGGGAUUUGAUGCACAAAAUUAUUAAUGAAGUGUACAUCCCAAAUGUUACAGCCCAUUAUCCUGCUGGCCUGGAGGAGAUGAGAGGCAUUGCAGACGGCGCUGGGGUCUCGCUUGAAGACGUUGUCUUGCUGAAUGCCCGAUACGAUCUGGCAAGACUGAACACCGAUGAAACACCCAACCAGGAAGAUGACCAAGCGAAUGAGUGCACUAGUGCCUUCUUCCUCAAGGAAACCACGGUCUCUGGUGAUGUCCUCAACGCACAGAACUGGGACAUGUCUGCCAGGCUCUGGCUGACGGAUGCCAUCAUCUACCUUGAGGUCCACCCGGAUCCAUCAGAAGCAAAGCCGUCGCUUUUCCUGGUCACGGAAGCCGGUCAACUCGGUCGUUCAGGGAUGAACUCCCUCGGCAUGGGCGUGACAGCAAACUCCUUGAUGUCCACCGAGGACUAUUCACCACACCGAAAGACAAACGAGCCCGUAAUGCCAAUCUCUCUGCUCCGUCGAAUGAUCCUGGAGUGCAGUCACCUGUCAGAAGCAACCACUCUCAUCCAGCAAUUCCCACGCCACGUCUCCAACAAUCUCACCCUGGCCACGGCCGAAGGAUUUGGCCUCUGUCUCGAGAUAACACCUAGUCGCGUGUAUAAGGUAUACGGCAACAUAGAUGACGGCUAUUUGAUUCACACCAACCACUUCACCGACAAAUCAUUCCUCGCUCGCGAUACCGUCCAGGACAGAUACCCGGGUGGAAGCAGCUGGCACCGUCGCCAGAGACUGGAGCAGGGUAUUCGCCCAUAUAGACACGGUCUUUUGUCAAACGAGCAGCUUAUCAAGGCAUUCUCGGACCAUCUUAGCUAUCCCGAGGCUUUGUGCUGCCAUCCGGAUGAUCAUCCACUUGACUCCGUUAUUGGAAAUCUGCCUGGCUAUCCAUUCCGCAGCGCAACCGCCACGGUUGCCUGCGUUAUCUAUAAUCUGUCUCAAGGGGCUAUCACCACCUGCAAGGGUCCGCCUUGUCAAGGUGUUUUUAAAACGUUCCAUCUCGAGGGACCGAAGUCGUUGGUGGGUGUUCAGCUGAAGAAUCGUGGUGGCAACAGCGAGCGUCCUGAGGUGCCAUGA
Messenger RNA from Penicillium cinerascens, 1263 nucleotides. RefSeq names its product peptidase C45 acyl-coenzyme A:6-aminopenicillanic acid acyl-transferase. The record is from RefSeq and is a predicted model, not a curated record. Lineage: Eukaryota; Fungi; Ascomycota; Eurotiomycetes; Eurotiales; Aspergillaceae. The transcript has 2 exons. The coding region runs from base 1 to 1263 and encodes 420 amino acids.